This is a messenger RNA of Chenopodium quinoa (quinoa), 4545 nucleotides long. Its product is annotated as leucine--tRNA ligase, chloroplastic/mitochondrial-like. The transcript is spliced from 21 exons. Gene Ontology annotation, biological process: leucyl-tRNA aminoacylation. The record is from RefSeq and is a predicted model, not a curated record. Gene Ontology annotation, molecular function: leucine-tRNA ligase activity; aminoacyl-tRNA deacylase activity; ATP binding. The coding region runs from base 1228 to 4158 and encodes 976 amino acids. Gene Ontology annotation, cellular component: cytosol. NCBI's taxonomy places the organism in Eukaryota, Viridiplantae, Streptophyta, Magnoliopsida, Caryophyllales, Amaranthaceae.
ACUUAUUUUUUUCCUAAAUGUUUUAAACUUGGUUUAAACGCUAACCACUACCUAAAACACUACCGUAAACCAAGGUCAGUUCAGCCCCUGUUAUUCCAUGGGAUAAACUGUGGAACCUCAACAUCCCCCACCCCCAAUCACAAAUGUUUCUAUGGCAAUGCUUAUGGGAUAGACUUCCUACAUGCAAUAAUCUCUUCCUCAAACACAUAACCCUUUCCCAAUUCUAUUGCUUAUGUCCUCGCACCAUCGAGGAUGGUAUCCAUGUUCUAAGGGAUUGUCCAAGGGAAAGAGAAGUAUGGGGACUGAAAAACCCCCCUUCUAGCUUUGAUCAACCUGACAUACAAUCCUGGAUUCUUCAUAACUUAAACACUACCUCCCAGCGUCUCUUUGGGAUCCCCUAGAACUUUUCCUUUCCCAUCAUUCUAAUGAACAUAUGGCUAAGAAGGAACACUUGGGUCUUUAAUAACAAAUCCAAACCCCUUACUAGCUUCUGGGCCUCUACCACCUACAUCAUCAAAGACCUCUUCUACUUUCCCCCCAACAACUCUGGACCAGCCAUACCAUCAAUCCCAACCCCUCACCUCCUCUCCAGCCCCUCUAGUCAGAUGACAAGAAUCUCAGUGGAUGCCUCCUUUUCUCCCAACACCUUAUCUUCAGGGACCUAAUACCACAAUCAGGGAGCAGCAGCAUUUUGAAAGCUCCAAGGACACAAGUCAGGGAAGCAGAUUUCCAAGCCAGGCGAGCCAAGUCGAGUCUAACUCCUACCCAGAUUAGAAGGAAAGAUGGAAGCAAUUGGUUAUCAAAAUGUAUCCUUUGUAACCCCCCUCCCAAUCCUAGUGAUAGUUUAUCUGAAGGAAACUGUAGUUCUUUUGGCCAGAAAUGGCAUGACUAUUUGGGUGUUGUGUCACCAAUCUAACUUAUGUGUAUAAUGUUGAGUUUGUACACGCUUUUGCUACAUCAGAGGGGUGGUUUAACUAUUAAUUAAAUUCUGAUCAUUUUCACCCCAAAAAAAAAUAAAAAAUAAAAGACCUUUGUUAUUAAUGCUUCACCUCCCUCCACAAUUGCUGGGCUACAAACUUUGCAAAUUCAUGUCAAAGUCCCAAAGCCCAUUUUAUGAAUAUCAUACAUACACUUUCAAUGUAAAGCCCGCCAAUAAAAACCAAACUAUGUAAGGAAGUUGCAUUAUCUUCUUACUUUGAAACUCCACCCUUCUUCCACCCAAAAAAAAUGGAGACAAAUCUUCAACUACCUUUACAAAUUCAUCACUUAAAACCAUCUUCUCUAAAAUACCCACCAUUUUUUUCACCUCAAAAUCAAUUUUUUCAUAAACCCAUCUUCAAUUCUUCUACUAAUUUUGGUUUUUGUAGUAAAAAAAGUCUUAAAUUGAAGCUUAGAAGUAGAAUUAGAAGAAGUGUUAGUGAAAUUAGAGGUGAAUUGGGUAAAUUAGAGGAGAAAGAUACAGUUAAGGAGCAACAAGUUAAAAGGGCAUACCCAUUUCAUGAAAUUGAGCCCAAAUGGCAACAAUUUUGGGAGGAUAAUAAAACUUUUAGAACCCCAGAUGAUGUUGAUACUUCUAAACCUAAGUAUUAUGUUCUUGACAUGUUUCCUUACCCCAGCGGAGCUGGGUUACAUGUUGGCCAUCCACUUGGAUAUACAGCUACUGAUAUUCUCGCCAGAUUCAAAAGGAUGCAGGGUUUCAAUGUUUUGCAUCCAAUGGGAUGGGAUGCAUUUGGGUUGCCAGCAGAGCAGUAUGCUAUUGAUACAGGUACCCACCCUAAAAUCACAACUAUGAGGAAUAUUGGACGUUUUCGAUCACAGCUUAAAUCAUUGGGCUUCUCAUAUGAUUGGGAUCGUGAAAUCUCUACAACAGAACCAGAAUAUUAUAGAUGGACACAAUGGAUAUUUCUUCAGCUCCUGAAAAGAGGAUUGGCCUAUCAGGCAGAAGUUCCUGUCAAUUGGUGCCCUGCUCUUGGCACAGUGUUGGCAAACGAGGAAGUAAUAGACGGUGUCAGUGAACGUGGGGGUCAUCCAGUAAUACGAAAGCCAAUGAGGCAGUGGAUGCUCAGGAUCACUGAGUACGCAGACCGCCUUCUUCGUGAUCUGGAAGAGCUUGACUGGCCCGAAAGUUUAAAGGAAAUGCAAAGAAAUUGGAUAGGGAAGUCAGAAGGGGCUGAGCUGGAAUUUCCGGUGCUUGCUGUUGAUGGACGCGAAAGAGGGGUUGGAAUUACUGUUUAUACAACAAGGCCAGAUACUAUUUUUGGAGCAACCUAUCUUGUGCUGGCACCGGAGCAUCCCUUGUUGGAAUCACUAGUAUCCACAGACCAAGCCAAAUAUGUUGAGGAGUAUAAAGAGCUUGCCUCAAGAAAGAGUGACCUUGAGAGGACUGAGCUCCAAAAAGAGAAAACUGGAGUCUUUACUGGUUGCUAUGCAAAGAACCCUGCCAACGGAGUGGCCAUUCCCAUAUGGGUGGCAGAUUAUGUUCUAGGAAGCUAUGGUACUGGAGCUAUAAUGGCUGUUCCUGCGCAUGAUACACGUGACCAUGAAUUUGCUUCAAAGUAUGAUAUACCAAUUCAUUGGGUUGUCAAGCCAGAUGAUGAAGAUGGCAGCAGUCAAGGUAAGGCUUAUCCUGGAGAUGGUAUUAUCAUGAACUCAUCUAGUUCGGCAACAGGGCUUGAUAUCAAUGGCUUGUCUAGCAAAGAAGCCUCUGCAAAAGUAAUUCAGUGGGCUGAGGAAACUAGAAAUGGAAACAAAAAGGUGAACUAUAAGUUAAGAGACUGGCUUUUUGCUAGGCAGCGCUAUUGGGGGGAGCCUAUACCUGUAAUAUUUUUGGAUGACAACAGUGAGAGUGUUUCUCUUCCUGAAAGUGAAUUACCUUUGACACUUCCUGAGUUGGAUGAUUUUACUCCUACUGGGACGGGUGAUCCGCCAUUAUCCAAAGCGGCAUCUUGGGUACAAACAGUAGACCCCAUAUCAGGAAAGCCAGCCAGAAGAGAAACAAACACCAUGCCCCAGUGGGCUGGCUCGUGCUGGUAUUAUUUGAGAUUUAUGGAUCCAGAAAAUUCAAAGGAAUUAGUCAACAAAGAAAAAGAAAGGUAUUGGGGCCCAGUUGAUGUAUAUGUUGGUGGUGCUGAGCAUGCAGUCCUUCACUUACUUUAUGCGAGGUUUUGGCACAAGGUUCUCUAUGAUAUUGGUGUUGUGUCUACAAAGGAACCAUUCAAGUGUGUCAUAAACCAGGGAAUUAUCUUAGGAGAGGUCCAGUAUACGGCACUAAAGGACACAAAUGGAAAUUUUAUAUCUGCAGAUUCAGCUACCAUGUCCGGUGAUCUUUGUCAAGAACAAAUUCCUGAGGAAAAAGUUAUGAAGUCAGGUGAAUUUUUUGUGUUGAAAGAGAAUCCAAGUAUUCGGCUUAUUGCUCGAGCUUAUAAAAUGAGUAAAAGCAAGGGUAAUGUCAUUAAUCCAGAGGACGUGGUUGCCGAAUAUGGUGCUGACUCACUCCGCUUGUACGAGAUGUUCAUGGGACCAUUAAGAGACUCAAAGCCAUGGAAUACUAGUGGAAUCGAAGGUGUUUAUCGAUUUAUGGGGAGAGUAUGGAGACUAAUUGUGGGCUCACCUCUAUCUGAUGGUUCAUUUAAUGAUGGAACAAUUGCCGUGGAUGAAGAUCCUACCAUAGAACAACUUCGUUCGCUUCAUAAAUGCAUUGAAAAGGUCACUGAGGAAAUUGAAGCAACCCGGUUUAACACUGGUAUUUCGGCAAUGAUGGAGUUCAUUAAUGCUGCAUACAAGUGGGACCGACAUCCAAGGUCAAUCUUUGAGGCAUUUGUUCUGUUGCUAUCACCAUAUGCACCUCAUAUGGCUGAGGAACUCUGGUUUCGCCUUGGAAACUCAAAUUCACUUGCAUAUGAGCCUUUCCCAAAGGCUAAUCCAGCGUAUUUGAAAGACUCCAAAACAGUCCUCCCCGUUCAAGUUAAUGGAAAGACACGAGGAACCAUACAAGUAGAAGAAACAUGUACUGAAGAUGAAGCUUUCAGAUUAGCCUCCACAGACGAAAAGCUGUCAAAGUAUAUUGAUGGCAAAACCAUCAAAAAGAAGAUCUUCGUUCCUGGUAAGAUCUUGAAUGUGAUCGUGGUUCCUGAAAACGCCAAGGUUGGUCAGCGAUGAACCCCUUUUCCUCGGCCUUUGUUGAAACAUCCUUCUCAGUUGGAGCAGAAGCGCAUCACAUUCCAGAAUUACAAAGCCAGUCUGAAGCUUAACUCACUAUAUCACAGGAAUACAGUAUGAUCUCAUCAAUUUUUCUUUCUUUUACUAGAUUUGUUUAGUGGGAUUGUUACUUCUGAGUAGAUUCUGCAUGAUGUGCUCUCUGACGGCAAAUGGUGCGUUAGAAGCGUAUCUUUGAAAGGCUUUUUUUUUCUUUACUCAAAAGUUUUCUCCUUUUCCAGUUCUAACACAAUACAAAUGCUGAGCUACUAUAACUUUUGAUUCAUUUGUGUAUAAUUAUUAUUAUGUGUUGAACUUAAAAUUUCUCGUUCAGAUAUAACUGUCAUUUUA